CAUUUCAAAGUUUGCAAAAGUGCUGAGAUGGCGUAAAGGGAUUCGGAAAUGCACCCAGCGGCCAGCCUUCUGAAAGACCGUACAAUGUUUUGCCACAAUGAAAAGCCAACUGACCCAGGGCAAUGCCAUCUUUCAAGGAGUCGGUCUUGGCGGCGGAGGCGGUCAAAUAGUUUCACCAUCUGCACCUUACCAAGCAUCCCAGAAUAUCCAGGUUUCCAGGAUGUUAAGAAUAAUUAUUCCAGAGGUUCCAACUCUUGCUUCACACUGCUGGACCUGGGAAGAACAAGAUUUGAAAACCCACCAAACAGAAGCUCUGAGGGUCAAGCCAGAAACCUGGGUAACUCGGCAGUCCACUUCGCUAAAGGGCACAGUAAAACCAAAAGUAGUGUUUGUGACCAAUCUUUGCAAGAUUAUUUUAGUGAGAGACUUCUGAAGCUUAGAAACUAUGAAACAAAAACGUCAAACGGGAAGGUAAAAGUCUAUCUUAAUGAGAACCAGAACCCCAGCUACACCAGCAAGGGACUAAGGCGGAGAAGCACCUGUAGUGCCAUGAUACAGGUGAACCACAUGAAGUUGACAGAAAAAUCCCGUGAGUCAGCGGAUCCAGCCAAUGAAUACAUAGCAAUUUGCAGCAACGACCACAGCGACACUCAGAAUAUUGAAGAUUGCUCUCAGAGAAGGAGCUAUUUAGAAAGUUUGACUUUGAGCAUCAAUGGUCCCCUAGAAAUGCUUGUGCGAAGGACAUAAUUUUGGAUCAUUCAAGCAGAUAUUAUAAUGCACAAUUUUCCACUACCUUUCAAUA
Lacerta agilis (Sand lizard) is the source of this 802-nucleotide messenger RNA. RefSeq lists its product as uncharacterized. NCBI's taxonomy places the organism in Eukaryota, Metazoa, Chordata, Lepidosauria, Squamata, Lacertidae. Bases 49 to 747 code for a protein of 232 amino acids. The record is from RefSeq and is a predicted model, not a curated record. The transcript has 2 exons.